AUGUGUAUGACAUGUCCCAUGACUCGAUCACAGUAUACAAACAACGCUCGUGCUGCGGUAACCUCGAACGCGGCCGAAUGUGCCGAAAUUGGGAUGAAUAUGCUAGAUCAAGGUGGUUCCGCCGCCGAUGCGGCUAUCGCAACCCUAUUCUGUGAAGGUGUUUCGAUCCCGCAAAGUAUGGGUAUCGGAGGUGGAUUUGUAUUGACCGUCUAUAACAAAGCUUCGGGCAUCGUAGAGUCCUUGGACUCGAGGGAGGUCGCUCCGGCAGCUGCUACCAAAAAUAUGUACGUCGGAAACGGUAAAGCCGCCAUCGAAGGUGGUCUAUCGAUUGCCGUUCCAGGAGAAGUUAAGGGCUACUGGGAGUUGCAUCAGAAGUAUGGCAAACUUCCCUGGAAAACGUUAGUGAAUCCAACGAUAGAUUUAUGCACCAAGGGGUCCCUCGUGACGGAUUAUUUGUCGAAAAUACUGUCUUCAGAGAAGUCUCUUAUAUUGACGUACCCUGCACUAGCAAAAAUUUUCAUCAACCCCGCAACUAAUGAUACCUGGAAGGUGGGAGAUCGCAUCAAGCGAUUAGCACUGGGGGAAUCCCUGAAAGUGAUUGCCGUGGAAGGAGCGAACGCGUUGUACGGUAAAAACGGUACACUUUUACCCAAAUUGAUGAAAGAUUUAAAAACUGUUGGCAGCAUCCUAACGGAGAAUGAUUUCUACAAUUACAAACCCGAAUGGCUUAAGUCAGCGCGAGCUAAACUACGCAAUCAUUACUAUCUUCAUUCCAUGCCACUACCAGGCAGUGGACCGAUACUCAGCUAUAUGUUAUCGAUUCUGGACGGGUACAAAGACUUGUCAUUGAAUGAUCCACUAACGUGGCAUCGGAUCAUCGAGAGCUUUAAGCACGGGUAUGGAUUACGUACGAAGGUGGGAGAUCCGCGUUUCGUCACCUCUGUAAACACGGUGCUUCAAAAGAUGACAAACAAAAACUACAUUGCCUAUAUUCGUGACACGAUAGUGAGCAACAUGACAUUCAAUAGUUAUGAUUAUUACGGAGCAGAUUUUGCUGGCCUGCAAGAUCAAGGCACCGCUCACAUCUCGGUACUAGCAGCCAACGGCGAUGCCAUAGCUGUAACAAGUACGAUCAACUAUCUGUUUGGGUCGUUAAUAGUUUCUCCUUUGACCGGUAUCAUCCUAAAUGAUGAAAUGGACGAUUUUUCCACGCCAGGUGUUGUGAACUCUUACGGUCUGUCCCCUUCUCCAGCAAACUUUAUCGUGCCAGGAAAACGACCCCUUUCCUCUAUGUCUCCAACGAUCAUAAUUGAUCGGCAGGGUGAUGUGCGGAUGGUAGUUGGAGGAGCAGGAGGAUCCAGGAUUACCACCGCUACGGCUUUGCUUAUUCUUCGGCAUCUGUACUUCAAACAAGGCCUCUGCGAUGCCAUGAACGCACCACGAAUUCAUCAUCAGUUAGCACCGAUGCAGGUUGAAUACGAGAAGGGAUGGCGAUCAUUUCUACUAGUCGUGUGUAUGACAUGCCCCAUGACUCGAUCACAGGAUGCAGACAAUAUGGGUGCUGCAGUGGCAUCGAAUGCGGCCGAAUGUGCUGAAAUUGGGAUGAAUAUGCUAGAUCAAGGUGGUUCCGCCGCCGAUGCGGCUAUCGCAACCCUGUUCUGUGAAGGUGUUUCGAUCCCGCAAAGUAUGGGUAUCGGAGGUGGAUUUGUAUUGACCGUCUAUAACAAAGCUUCGGGCAUCGUAGAGUCCUUGGACUCGAGGGAGGUCGCUCCGGCAGCUGCUACCAAAAAUAUGUACGUCGGAAACGGUAAAGCCGCCAUCGAAGGUGGUCUAUCGAUUGCCGUUCCAGGAGAAGUUAAGGGCUACUGGGAGUUGCAUCAGAAGUAUGGCAAACUUUCCUGGAAAACGUUAGUGAAUCCAACGAUAGAUUUAUGCACCAAGGGGUCCCUCGUGACGGAUUAUUUGUCGAAAAUACUGUCUUCAGAGAAGUCUCUUAUAUUGACGUACCCUGCACUAGCAAAAAUUUUCAUCAACCCCGCAACUAAUGAUACCUGGAAGGUGGGAGAUCGCAUCAAGCGAUUAGCACUGGGGGAAUCCCUGAAAGUGAUUGCCGUGGAAGGAGCGAACGCGUUGUACGGUAAAAACGGUACACUUUUACCCAAAUUGAUGAAAGAUUUAAAAACAGUUGGCAGCAUCCUAACGGAGAAUGAUUUCUACAAUUACAAACCCGAAUGGCUUAAGUCAGCGCGAGCUAAACUACGCAAUCAUUACUAUCUUCAUUCCAUGCCACUACCAGGCAGUGGACCGAUACUCAGCUAUAUGUUAUCGAUUUUGGACGGGUACAAAGACUUGUCAUUGAAUGAUCCACUAACGUGGCAUCGGAUCAUCGAGAGCUUUAAGCACGGGUAUGGAUUACGUACGAAGGUGGGAGAUCCGCGUUUCGUCACCUCUGUAAUCACGGUGCUUCAAAAGAUGACAAACAAAAACUACAUUGCCUAUAUUCGUGACACGAUAGUGAGCAACAUGACAUUCAAUAGUUAUGAUUAUUACGGAGCAGAUUUUGCUGGCCUGCAAGAUCAAGGCACCGCUCACAUCUCGGUACUAGCAGCCAACGGCGAUGCCAUAGCUGUAACAAGUACGAUCAACUAUCUGUUUGGGUCGUUAAUAGUUUCUCCUUUGACCGGUAUCAUCCUAAAUGAUGAAAUGGACGAUUUUUCCACGCCAGGUGUUGUGAACUCUUACGGUCUGUCCCCUUCUCCAGCAAACAUUAUCGUGCCAGGAAAACGACCCCUUUCCUCUAUGUCUCCAACGAUCAUAAUUGAUCGGCAGGGUGAUGUGCGGAUGGUAGUUGGAGGAGCAGGAGGAUCCAGGAUUACCACCGCUACGGCUUUGCUUAUUCUUCGGCAUCUGUACUUCAAACAAGGCCUCUGCGAUGCCAUGAACGCACCACGAAUUCAUCAUCAGUUAGCACCGAUGCAGGUUGAAUACGAGAAGGGGUUCGAUUCAAAUGUGGUAACAGAGCUCGCUGCUCGCGGACACAAGAUUCAAGAGACUAAAGCAGAUUUUGGUUUUGCGGCCUUAACAGCGAUUGCGAAACAAGGAGACACGGUUUCAGCAGCUUUUGACAGACGGCGAGGUGGUAGUGUGUCAGUGCGACCGCACAAAACUGAGUUAGACUAUUGUAGAAACUACACUAGAUACUGA
Anopheles marshallii is the source of this 3204-nucleotide messenger RNA. RefSeq names its product glutathione hydrolase 1 proenzyme-like. The transcript has 6 exons. Gene Ontology annotation, biological process: glutathione catabolic process. Gene Ontology annotation, cellular component: plasma membrane. Gene Ontology annotation, molecular function: glutathione gamma-glutamate hydrolase. Bases 1 to 3204 code for a protein of 1067 amino acids. The record is from RefSeq and is a predicted model, not a curated record. Lineage: Eukaryota; Metazoa; Arthropoda; Insecta; Diptera; Culicidae.